AUGCUGGUCCAAUUGAAAGCUUCGACUGCCCGAUCGGCCCUCUCGGCCAUCACCCGCAUGGCGAGAGUCAACGCCGUCAGAGGAUUCAUCGCCCCUACCGUGUCGCGACGAGCCGACUUCGUACAGGAACUCUACCUUAAGGAGCUCAAGGCCUACAAGCCGACCCCGAUCAAGGACUCGGACAGCGUCGGCCAGGUCCAGACCUUCAGCGCACCCAAGGCCCCCAAGUCGCCCGAAGAGACCGACCUCGCCAACAGCCUGAAGGAGUACGAGAGCAUGGCCGUCGAGGUCGAGGGCAACGAGGGCGCCACCCCAGGCUCGACACCCGCUGAAGUCUUGGAUUGGCUGGUCGAGGAGGAAGAGGAGGAGACCGCGGCUCACUAA
Molecule: messenger RNA, 384 nt
Organism: Anthostomella pinea
Lineage: Eukaryota; Fungi; Ascomycota; Sordariomycetes; Xylariales; Xylariaceae
Source: the annotation of a GenBank genome assembly